AGCGCAAGGAGUCCUCUCGUCUACAAAUCGUGAACCGAAAGCUGAGUGCGAUGAACAAGCUGUUGAUGGAGGAGAAUGACCGGCUGCAGAAGCAGGUUUCCCGUCUCGUCUUGGACAACGGGUAUAUGAAGAAUCGACUCCACAGUCCUUCUGUAGCCACCACCGACACAACCUGUGAGUGCGUGGUGACAAGUGGUCAGCACAACCAACAACCCAGCAGUUCUGCAUCCUCCACAAAGGGAUGCGAACAACCCAGCAGGUCUACUCGCUAUUGCUGAGGAGACAUUGGCAGAGUUCAUGUCCAAGGCGACUGGAACUGCUGUCAACUGGGUGCAAAUGGUUGGGAUGGAGGUAAUGUACUUGUUUUUCU
Zea mays is the source of this 370-nucleotide messenger RNA. RefSeq names its product homeobox-leucine zipper protein HOX32-like. Lineage: Eukaryota; Viridiplantae; Streptophyta; Magnoliopsida; Poales; Poaceae. The coding region runs from base 51 to 278 and encodes 75 amino acids. Gene Ontology annotation, molecular function: DNA-binding transcription factor activity. The record is from RefSeq and is a predicted model, not a curated record. The transcript is spliced from 3 exons.